This is a messenger RNA of Parnassius apollo (apollo), 717 nucleotides long. NCBI's taxonomy places the organism in Eukaryota, Metazoa, Arthropoda, Insecta, Lepidoptera, Papilionidae. The record is from the annotation of a GenBank genome assembly.
AUGAAAGUUCCGCUUCUACUCUGUGCAUAUAGUAUUAUUCAGUAUUGGGACACUUCGAAAUGUUCCAAAACGGUUCCAAUCUCAAAAUCAAAAGUUGAAUUUAUUCCACCACGCUUCUCGAUCUCGCUCGAGUCUCGCGCGCGUUUGUUUAGUUACGCUUACGCGCUGCAUGCUGCGCUUGGUAGACAUAUUGUCAAAAAUGCUGAACAGACUUUGAACAUAGAAAAAUCUCCAGACACUAUUUUUAUAUCUAAUAAUGAUGAAGUUGGUGAAAUACAGCAAUAUGUUGAAGAGAAUUCUUGGCCCCUGAAUGAAGUACAUAAUCGAAGUGUAGAGCAGGUAAUAAAUAUGGAAAGUGUACAGACGAUAAGGUUCGUAGCCAGCCAGCAUGAGCCAGCAAAUGAAGCUUCUAAUCUAAGGGGAGGAGAAGAUAAAGAAAAUAAUAUACAAAAUAACAGAGAGCCGUCACCAUCAACCCCGCUUUCUAAAAAUAAUGCUUCGGAAGAAAAGAAGAAGUUGACAAGAAAGAGACAACGAAAUCCCGAGGCAUGGAAGAAAAAUAAAAAUAAAUGUUUAAAAAAUUCAGGUAUGGCUUACACUACUGAGAAAGGAAAAUUAGUUAAUGCUAAACAAUUAAAACCUGGUUGUGGAGACAAAUGUCGGUUGAAGUGUACACUGAAGAUUAAUGAGCAGCAAAGAUUAAGUAAUAAUAAAUAA